Molecule: messenger RNA, 997 nt
Organism: Parathielavia appendiculata
Lineage: Eukaryota; Fungi; Ascomycota; Sordariomycetes; Sordariales; Chaetomiaceae
Product: DnaJ-domain-containing protein
Exons: 3
Coding region: 47-997 (316 amino acids)
Source: RefSeq, a predicted model, not a curated record
CAGCACUCCGUCUCUAGAUCAUGUAAAUAAGCCAUCGGGAUGCGGCAUGCCACUCCGCUAUACUCUCCCCAGCGCGGCGUGGUCCGCUCAGCUUCCCCUUCGAACGGCAAUAUGGCAAACAUGGACCUGCCCUCGCCUCUUCCACGCUUCCCCGCGCGCCCUCCGCCUUGACACAAACCCCAGCGACGACGCAUCCAACCACUAUGAGACCCUCAACGUCCACCCAGACGCCUCCCCGGCCGAAAUCAAACGAUCCUUCUACCUCCUCAGCAAGCGCCACCACCCAGACCACAACCCCACCGACCCCUCUUCGCCGACCCGCUUCAUGCGCAUAAGCGAAGCCUACGCGACGCUCUCGCACGCCGAGAAGCGCGCGCGCUACGACCGCGACGUGAUGCGCCUCCGAAGCAACCCUCACUAUCACCACCAUCCGAAGGGCUCAUACCACAGCACGGGCCCCGCAGGCGGCCGCCCGGCGUCCGGGCUCAGCAAUCGCAGUAGUAGAAGAGGAACCUACCAGGGCCCUCCACCAAGCUUUUUCCGCUCGGGCGGAUGGGGUGCGCACGCAGCAAAACGCAGGGCCGCGCACGAGGAGAGUACCGGGUUUUACGGGACACGUGCAACCGCUUCUUCUUCUUCUUCUGGUGGGAGGAGUUCCGGCACGGGAAUGGGCAGGGGCGGUAUGGGCCCCGGACAAGACCCGUUCGGCCACCAUCAUGACGUGCCGCACUUUGACCGCGCAGCGCACGAGCGGGAGCAGAGGAGGCUGGACGAGCGGCGGGCGCACCGCAUGGCCAGGCAGCGCGGGGUCGACAUUGACCACCCUGAAUCGCCCGUGACCAUGGGUUUUCUGUCCACCUUGGCCAUCCUGGUCGUCGUGGUCAUGGCGCCGGUGGCGUUUAUAGGGAGCAGGGCGCCUGCGUCUCCGCCUCCGAGAGGAGGAGGGGAGAAAGAGGGUAGUAAUGAUAACAAGGAGAAGGAGUGGAUGGCAAGAUAA